AGUAUGGUGAAGUCGCAAUUGCCGAUUGGUGCGCUGAACUUUACCCACAAGUUCUCACCCACACCAAAUGGAUACAGGUGGAUAGGGAUCAAACAAUGACAACCGAGUUUCAACGACUUAUAGAUAGUCAUUGAGUAAUAGCUGUCAAGGUUAGAAAAUGUCUACAAGAGAUCUUGUGGAUGCAGAAUGUGGGGGUGCCAACCCCCUGAUGAAACUGACAUCUCACUUCACUGAAGAUAGGUCACUCCGACAAGAAGGAUUUCAUCCCCACCGAGCAGCAGAAGCUAUACACCAGCCUUUUGCAGGGGAAGCAGAGGAAGACCUUGUCAAUGAAUUCUUGGUUGAUCACCAUGGACAUGUUGCUCCUCAAACGUUCCGUAUGUCUGGCCUACUACAGGAGAUGCGGGAGAUAGAAGAGAGCAGGAGCAGGAUUCAACCCCAAAGAGCACCGGGAGUUGCAGAACUAGCAGCAAAGCCAGAAGUUUGGACAAAUGAGUUUUUACAGUCCGAGUUAGUGGAUCAGAAUUUGGUGGGAGAGUUCCUGCAGAAUUCGUCCCCAGCAGAUUUAUCACAAGAUGGAAAAUGGGCACAUGAAUAUCUUGAGCCAACAGAACAUACCAAUGAAUGGCUUCAAGAGUUUGAAAGAGAGAAGCAUGUUCUUGAUAACCAGCAAUGGGUUGAUGAGUUCAAUACAACUGGCGAUGAGGAACUCGCCCGGGCGGCACAGGAGAUGGCUGAGGGUAUUGACGAUGAGAAACUAGCGAAUUCUGAGUUCAUGAAAUUUGUUAAGCAGAUCGGGGACGGUGAAAUCACCAUAGAGGAUAACCAGGUGAUGAAGUUAUCGGGUGAUCAAAUGGCCCAUGCAUGGGCCGCUGAGUUUUCACAGCAACAGGGUGAUAACAAGUCACUUGUCGACCGUUGGGCACAGGAGUUCAACCAGGAAACUGGGCCGAAAGAGGACUACUGGGACAAAUUACAGAAACAGUGGGAUGAUAUGGCCAGUGAGGACACGAAUGGUGUGUUUCCUUGGUUGACUGAGUACGACUCAUCACAAACAGAUAUUUAUAAGGACUACAGAUUUGAAUCGGACAAUCCAUUAAAAGAUCACCAGAAUCCAUUCACUGAAGGUGUUAAGAGAUUAAAAAAGGGAGAUAUUCCCAAUGCCGUCCUGCUAUUUGAAGCUGCUGUCCAACAGAAUCCUGAACACAUGGAGGCCUGGCAGUAUCUUGGCACAACGCAAGCGGAAAAUGAACAAGAACCUGCUGCCAUUGCUGCCCUCAAGAGAUGUCUUGAACUUAGUCCCAGUAAUUUAACAGCAUUAAUGGCUCUGGCUGUCAGCUACACAAAUGAAUCCCUCCAGACCCAAGCUUGUGAGACCCUCAGGUCCUGGUUGAGUGUAAAUCCAAAAUAUUCAUCUCUAGUCCUCAAGGAUGCCAAAAAGUCAAAACCUACAUCAUUUAUGUCUACUGAACAACACGGCGAAGUCCGAGACCUCUUCAUAGCUGCUGCCCGAUUAUAUUCUGCAGACCUCGACGCUGAUGUCCAAUGUGGUCUUGGGGUUCUUUUUAACCUGUCCGGAGAGUAUGACAAGGCUGUUGACUGCUUUCAGGCAGCUGUGGGAAAACGACCGCAGGAUGCGUUACUGUGGAAUAAACUUGGUGCUACAUUGGCAAAUGGGAAUCGAAGUGAAGAGGCGAUCAGUGCGUAUGAUACAGCCCUUCAGCUCUCGCCUGGCUUUAUCAGAUCAAGAUACAACCUCGGUAUUGCCUGUAUUAAUCUCGGAGUACACAGGGAAGCGGUCGAACAUUUCUUGACAGCCCUCAAUCUACAGCGUGAAGGCAAGGGACCAAAGGAUGAACAUCAGGUGAUGUCUGACAACAUAUGGUCAACGAUGCGGAUGGCCAUCUCGAUGCUUGGGCGGCCUGAUCUUUAUAAAGCGUGUGAUAACAAGGACUUAGAUAAACUUAAGCGGGAAUUCAAUGUUGAAAGUUGACCGAACAGUUCUCGUUUCAAGGAAAACCUUUUUAACCAUCAUCUUGAUAAUCGGAGGACACCUUUGCUAGGAGUACUCUAAUUGAUUUUUGAAAACUGAUUUGAUGGAAUUUGUUUCUUCAUGUGCAAUUGCAAGGAUCAAGACUUUGUGAGGUCUAACCCUUGUCCAUGGCAGGUUUUCAAAUGCUGGCAAGAUUGAAUGGGAUACGAAGUACAUGUUUCAUCAAAAGGUCACGUUUGACAAUUGACCAUAGUACUUGCUCAUGGCAUGUCGUCACACUAAUAACAUAAGUCAUUUUUUCCACUUAUGAAUAAAUCAAAAAAAACAUAUUCAUAUUCUCAAAAACCUGUCUUUAUUUUCAAAUCUCCUUACAAAAGUAUUUAAGAACUUUACAAUAAUGAUGCACUAAAUGAUUUUGCUAAAGAUGGUGUACAUAAGGCCUGAAAUGACAUAGGCAUCAAUGCCAUUUAAUGAAAUUUGACAUAGGCUAGGUAUGUGAAAAAAACAAUCAAAGUAUCUUAAACCAUACACAACCUAUUCCAUCUGAUAGAGCUUUUAAAAACAUAAAAAUAGACACUUAGAUUGUUCAAAUUGGUUGAGAAAUAAGGGAGAUAUGAUUUUUUAGCUCAGCUGACAAAGUCAGCGGAGCUAGUAGUAUAGCUGUUCAAAUGGUGUCCGUCCUGCAAUCCAUCCAUCUAGGGACCCAU
Molecule: messenger RNA, 2700 nt
Organism: Lineus longissimus
Lineage: Eukaryota; Metazoa; Nemertea; Pilidiophora; Heteronemertea; Lineidae
Product: peroxisomal targeting signal 1 receptor-like
Exons: 14
Coding region: 158-1993 (611 amino acids)
Biological process (GO): protein import into peroxisome matrix, docking
Cellular component (GO): cytosol; peroxisomal membrane
Molecular function (GO): protein binding
Source: RefSeq, a predicted model, not a curated record